GAUGUAAAUGGCAGAGGAGUAUACGGAGGGCUGACUAUGCAGUCAGCUGUAAGGGGAAGAGACAGAGCUUUAGGCACGGAGGGAGAGACUCUACUUGGACUGGUGCGAAGGUAUAGCAGGGGAAGAAAGUGAGAUUUAGUAGGCACCGGUUGCCAGUACAUUAACACAAUCAGCGGACUCGACAUUCGGAGUAAACCAACUAGAAACGUGUCCUUUUGGACAUACUCGGCAGGGGGAGGCUGGUGGACAGCUGAAGCUUAAGUCCUAACAGCAGCUCCCGAUCUCAGACUGUUAAGGAAAUCUGCGGCUGCUGUCUUUGUCACUUUCACUACGGAAAGGACACGUCCAGGUCUCCUGACAGGACAACUUUGAAGGAGACAGCGUGGCAGCACCUAAGAGGUGCUUCAACCAGUAGCACAAUGAAGAUAAAUCAGCUAUAUCUACUGACAUUGGAGUUACUGACGUUCUUUUCAACAAGCAAGGCGCAAACACCGAGUCUGCCACCUGGAUGUCCAGAUGACUUACAUCCACUGUACUCUAAUGUCUGUGAUCUCUCAGUUGUCUGGGGAAUUGUUCUAGAAGCUGUAGCUGCUCUUGGUGUGGCAACGUCAUUUGUUAUAAUUCUAGUAUUUGUAUCAAGCAUACCCUUCAUUCAGGACAAGAAAAAGAAGAGUACACUAGGUGUACAGAUGUUCUUCAUUCUUGGAAAUGUUGGAUUGUUUUGUCUGGUUUUUGCUUUCAUUGUGAAAAAGAGCUUUGCUUCAUGCGCUUCCCGGAGAUUUCUUUUCGGUGUCUUCUUUGCAGUAUGCUUCUCGAGUUUACUGGCCCAUGCUGUCAGGCUUAAUUUUCUGAUCAGGCAUAAUGAUGGACCAAAGGGUUGGAUGACAUUCUUUAUGGCAUUGUCACUUACCACAGUGGAGGUCAUAAUAAACACUGAAUGGCUGGUCAUUACUAGUAAUGGAAAAAAUGCAACUGAUUUAAAUGAUGAUGUGAUGUGUAACAUCACCAAUGCUGACUUUGUACUGGCUUUGAUAUUUGUGAUGCUACUAAUAUGUGUUACAUUUGUUCUAUCACUGAAUGCACAGUUUGGAAAGUACAAGCAGUGGAAGAAACAUGGAAUUUACAUCCUUAUUUCCAUUUUACUGUCUGUUGUUAUAUGGGUAGCCUGGAUUACUUUGUACGUGGAUGCAAAUUCAAUAAUGGGGCGAGGCAGCUGGGAUGACCCGACAUUAGGUAUUGCACUUGUUAGCAAUGCUUGGGUGUUUAUUUUUUCCUACAUCAUCCCUGAAAUAUGUCAGCUGACAAAAUCGGUGGAUUAUGAAACUUACGAUGACGUCUGUUCCAGCAGGGGUGUUGGGUAUGACACCAUCCUGAAAGAGCAUUCUUCACAUAACAUGUAUCUGGAGAAUAAGGCCUUCUCAAUGGAUGAACCUGGUUCAGGUGGCAAGCCUGUCUCACCAUACAGAGACUAUAAUGGACAGCAAUGCCGUGUCAACAGGUUUCAACCAACAGCACUUGCCCUAAUGAACAGAAACUCACAGUCUAAUGGCAAUACUGACAUCAUAUUUCCUCGAGUGAACAUUAGUUCCAUAUCAAUCAACAGUGCAACCUCCACAAUUCGAGCAGAAGAUGCAUUUCCAGGUUAUAACAGGAAUGCCGCCCCUACAGAGGGCUCCAUCUCACAGGAUAGUGAUAUCUAUGUUCAACCCCAAUGGUGAAGAUUUUGGAAAACAAAGUGCAAAAUGACUUACUGCAGAUGACAUUUACAUUUGGAGAUACAGCUCUCUUCAAGCCUUCAGUUUUCUGUUAUGAUAGUCUUGUUACUGGAACUUGUCGAUUAAAGCCACGGUAACCAGGCAUCACCUAAAAUGAAUACUGCCUCAUGUUUGAAGGUGAAUCAGGUGUCAAAAAGUACAAGAAGUACAGCAACAAAAGGGAUAAUCCAGUGCAGUCGUAUGCUGAACUACUGUGAAAGCUUUGAACUCUUGUUUUCCAACCUUUGGACUUUGCAACAUGCACAUGUAUUUAUUUUUUUCUGUUUUUUUUUUUAAGUUUAAAUCAGGCUGCAUAUCUCUAAAAUAUUUAUAUGAGGGACAAGUAAAAUGCAUAUAGUACUAAUUCAUGCAAAUGUUAAUGAUAAACCCCAUUGCAGUUUUGCAUCCAGAACUGUUGACUUAAUUAUUUAGUGGAACUCUUAAAAAAGGUGAAACUUGGACUGCUGCCAUUUUCUGCACCCAUGUUUCCUCCAGUGCAUGUUGUCUGAGCUUUGCUCCUUCUGGUCAAAAUUACAUGAAUGUGACAUUGAUACUAUCAGAGGUAUCACAGAAAUAAUGCUAACAUAAUAUACAAAGGCUCAUGGAAAAAUGGAAAAGUAUAUCAUGUAAAUAUUAAUCAACAUGACAUAUUUCUAGAACUUGCUUUCUCCCUUUUCCUUUCCUUUUAUCUUUCCUCAUGUAUUUCCUAUUUUUCUUUAUUUACUCAUUACUUCCAUCCAGGUUACAAUCUUCUUUACUUGCCCAGCAAAUGCCGCAUAUAUUAAAGUCGUACAUGCCUAAAAGAUAAUGGUGACAUAAUUAUGAGCCCGGUGAUUCAUCUGUGUAGCAGAACCUGUUUCUGUCCAUACAGAGAAUCUGAGGGAGCGCUGUGGCUAAAAGUGACAAAGCGCGUGGUCUUCCACUGAUAGAUUUCCUUCCUAUCCGGCCUUCUGCUAUUCCACUUCUGUGUCCCUUUCCUUCUAUACAUUAGAAAGUGACUUAAUUCAUCUGAUGAGAUACAGAGUCAUAAAUAAAAAUGGCUGAUGAUGACUGCUGGAUUCGUUUAUCAGUCCAGCUCCCUACAUUUCCUACUGCCCAGCAUCUGAGAAUCUGCAUUCACUUGCUUAGCAUGUUUGGCUUCUUCUAUGUAUGUCCCAUGCAUUCUUAAUUACCUAAUCUGUUUUGAUUCCAAAAUCUGAAAUAGUCUGUUCUGCCUGCACUCUUUAUGCCCACUUACCUGAAACAUUAUCCUUCCCUUUUAAAUAUGUUCCAGUUUGAUAUACCUAACCAAAUCCUUCUAGUUAUACUUUGACAAUCGAAGAGUACCCCCUUAAGUUACACUGCUUACUCCACAGAAACACCCACAGGUCUUUGCAAAGUCUAUUUUUUUCUCCUCAAAAAUGUAAACAUCGAUGCCUUCAUUUUGUCCUCGUUUAACGUUUGUUUUUGACCUUUGUUCUAGCUGUUUGUCUUCCUCAUGGGUGGUAUCAAUUUCCCUUUGCACAUUGAAGGCAGUGGUCCAGGUACUGGGGUCAAUGCAUCCAACUCUCCCUCAGCCAUAUUUCCUGAUCUGACCUCUUCCCCCAGGAGGUCAACUAACCAAAUUAAGGUCAAGGUUCAUUUUGUGGUUUUGUAUGUGUGGAGCGUACCUGUUUUGUUUUGAAGGGACAGCCUUCAUCUUGGUUGUAGCGGCUUGUUUCAUCUUAAAUAUAUGUUUUGCAGUGAUAUCACAGAAUUAUGCACAAAUCUAUAAUAUGUUGUGUGACUGUCUCCCACACCAUCAUAGUUACAUGCCUUGGUACUUGGUCUCCACUUGUGUCAGGUUCUACAGCAAGUCUACCGCCAAGAAAUAAAAAUAGGAGAUUUUAAACCACUGCUGACUACAGAACGACAAGUAUUACUAGAGGUACAGGAGAUACCACACUUUCUUAUGAACUCAUACCUUACAUUAGCUUUGCUCUUAAGCAUUGGCUUGAUAUAAAACUGCCUCUGUCCUUUCAGAGAAAAGAUAAAACUGAGCUCUCACCUCUGACUUUUACAAAGGCUGUAUUAUUGACAAUCGUUCCUAAUGACCACACCCAACUCCAUGUACUCUCUCUUCUGGAUUAGUUUUGUACAACCAUAACAUAUUGGCUGGUUGACUUUAGCUUUUAUAAAACAGCCACUCCGUGGAUCUCUCAGUCUUAUGAUAACAUACAGCAAUUUUACCAAUAAUUAUAUUUCCAUACGUUUCUGCACUAGAACUCAGUGCUUUCGCACUUUGUUUUUGUAUUGAUUCUAAGCUGCCAGAUAUUCAAUAACAUGUUUUUCCUUGGUUCCUGCUGAGCCUUCACAUUGAUAUGUCUUUUUGUCAUUGGAUAAUGUGACUAUAUAAUCAUGUGCAGAGCCACAGAAAUGGUCAGAGGUCAAAUUUAUAUCCUACCUCACUUGUUAUUAUCAUUUGUUAUCUGUAAAUGGUUUUUAUCACCAUUCUGACCUACAACCAGUUUCUGAUCUCUCUAUAAUUCUCUAUGCAAUGUUGCACACACAUAUAUAUUAUAUGUAAUAAAAAGGUGGCUAGCAUACCUC
Molecule: messenger RNA, 4322 nt
Organism: Protopterus annectens (West African lungfish)
Lineage: Eukaryota; Metazoa; Chordata; Ceratodontiformes; Protopteridae
Product: G-protein coupled receptor family C group 5 member C-like
Exons: 5
Coding region: 420-1718 (432 amino acids)
Biological process (GO): G protein-coupled receptor signaling pathway
Cellular component (GO): plasma membrane; intracellular membrane-bounded organelle; signaling receptor complex
Molecular function (GO): G protein-coupled receptor activity; protein kinase activator activity
Source: RefSeq, a predicted model, not a curated record